This is a messenger RNA of Phyllopteryx taeniolatus (common seadragon), 2154 nucleotides long. RefSeq names its product PRELI domain containing 1a (gene prelid1a). Gene Ontology annotation, biological process: phospholipid transport. The transcript is spliced from 5 exons. Gene Ontology annotation, cellular component: mitochondrial intermembrane space. Bases 1023 to 1643 code for a protein of 206 amino acids. Lineage: Eukaryota; Metazoa; Chordata; Actinopteri; Syngnathiformes; Syngnathidae. Gene Ontology annotation, molecular function: phosphatidic acid transfer activity. The record is from RefSeq and is a predicted model, not a curated record.
CGUUUGGCCCGUGUGGCGUUUGACUGCUGUUUCCUGGUUUUCACAGCAUUGUCACACGGAUAACUAGGAACUGCAUCCUAGUGGGAUUUAAGUUUUUAAAAAAUGUUUUUUUAAGUAAACUAUUUGUCCUAUGAAUAUUUUUGCCGUACAGGUAAAUAUUUUACACUCAAGAAUUAUCUUAGACUAUCAGUUUCUCGAUAUUAGGCUAUUAUAUUGGGCUUGUGACGCUGAUUCAUAUAAUUUUCCUUAUGCUAGGCUAGCGCAUGCUAACAAUGCUAGUAGACGAGUGCGGACGUGACACAUGACAGCUGCGAUGUUGGACAUAUAAUUUAGUUUAUUAAUUAUGACCACGUUCUCCUGUGGGUAACCAAAGGUUUUAAGUUCUUACUCUCAAAUGGAUAGUACGGAGCCCCCCCUGGUGCCAAGGUAUGAGAAAAAUAAAAUUCAUUGAUAAUCUGUUCCCUCAGUUUAGUAAACUGUACCCUCAGUUUAGUAAACUGUACCCUCAGUUUAUGAAUCCGUACCCUCAAUUUAGUACUGUGUUUAGGAAACACGCAGGCUAAUUGUAGCCAGUCCUGCUAUAUAAUGAUCAACCCCCUCGAACUACAGCAAUAUUGCCUUUCAGUUGAAAAAAUGGGAUGUAGGAUAUAUCACGACAUGACAAUUUAUACACAGAAUUCACACGAGAAAGAAUAUAACAUACAUAUAGAAUUUACUUCACUUGACAGAUAUACGUAGGUAUACGGAGCCCCAGACAUUUACUAAACUGAGGGUACAGAUUACUAAACUGAGGGAACAGAUUAUCAAUGAAUUUUAUUUUUCUCAUACCUUGGCACCAGGGGGGCUCCGUAGGAUAGUGCUCUCUUGACACUAAAAUUUUUUCGCUGUAUGGCGAGUGGGUGAGAUGGAGUAUAUUCACAAACCGGCUACAGUUCAUUUUAUGACGGAACACAUUUUAAUUUCUUAAACUCCACCUAGCUUCCCCCCCCCCCUCCACAGGUUGUUUCCAUACGUAGGGAACAAUGGUAAAGUAUUUCUGCUGUGCAAGUUCGCUGAAAAGCUCCUGGGACCAAGUCUGCCUUGCUUUCUGGCAACGGUAUCCAAACCCCUACAGUAACCAUGUACUGACUGAGGAUAUCAUUUUCCGAGAGGUGACUCCCAGCAACUGCCUCAUUUCCAGACGUUUACUGACCAAAACGAGCCGGGCUCCACGCUGGAUGGAGCGCUAUCUUCCAAAGCACAUGGCUAGCUGUGCGUACAUCGUGGAGGACUCUGUUGUGGACCCUCAGAAAAGAACGAUGACCACGCUUACGUGGAACAUCAGCCACGCUCGUCUCAUGUCUGUGGAAGAGCGGUGCGAAUACCGAAUUAACCCUGAGAAUGGCAGCUGGACAGAGAUCAAUAGGGAGGCUUGGAUCUCUUCCAAUGUGUAUGGACUCUCGAGGGCUGUUCAGGAAUUUGGUCUUUCAAGGUUUAAGAAGAGUGUUACCAAGACAAUGAAGGGUUUUGAAUAUGUGCUGGCCAAAAUGCAAGGUGAAACGCCAUCAAGGAGUUUGGCAGAAGCGGCGAGAGAGACGGCACUGGCAGCUAAGGAGAAAGCCAAAGACUUAGCCUCACAGGCUCAGAAGAAACAAUACGUGUGAUGAUUCCUUUGCCUCAGAUUUCGGGGACACUUUUGUCUUUAAAUCCUCCCCAGUGCUUCAAUUCAUUGCGUGGAGACUAACUGUUCCGACUACAUGCCUCUGUGAUGAAGCAGCCUGCUUGAUGCGGUGGGUGGACCAUAUAAAGGCCCAAGUGGAGCCUCUUCCAGCCCACUUGUACCUGCGUCAGUCAUCCUGGUCAUGUUCUUCUUCACAUCAGCUCACAGGUGCUGUAGUUUGAUAGAAAACUGUUCCUGUUGCCUUCAUGCAACUUCCAUGCCUAUCAGGUUUCUUUUUAGACUGUUUUGGUAUGCUAUGGUCAACAUUUCAGAAAUCAAUGAUUAAUGCAGAUUCAUCAGGGUCAGAUUUUUACCUCAAGUAUUAUUAUUUUUAAAUGAUUGAAUUAGCUGAUCAUAACUUGUUCCUCCUGCAAAGAAUGCUUUGUAAUAUAACAAUUGAAGCAUUGUUGACAUAAAAUUGAGUACUCAGAUAAAUGAAUAAAAGCAAAAAUGCA